Triplophysa rosa is the source of this 2039-nucleotide messenger RNA. It is a transcript of the gene noctb, whose product is annotated as nocturnin b. The record is from RefSeq and is a predicted model, not a curated record. Lineage: Eukaryota; Metazoa; Chordata; Actinopteri; Cypriniformes; Nemacheilidae. The transcript has 4 exons. Gene Ontology annotation, molecular function: poly(A)-specific ribonuclease activity. Gene Ontology annotation, biological process: circadian rhythm. Bases 439 to 1563 code for a protein of 374 amino acids.
GAGAGAGAGAGAGCGAGAGAGAGAGAGCGAGAGAGAGCGAGAUUAUUAAGAGUUAUUAAGUGUGUGCCCAGUAGGUUGAAGAUGGAGGUAAUCUGUAAUCUUUCAGUCUUGCCCUUCGUGAUCCACUGUCGUUUUAUCCGGAUGACCAGAUGGCCCCUGUGCUCUCUUUCAUCCGACUCUGGGAACGACAAGGACAGAAAGGGAGACUGCAAAAGGAAGCAUAAUCUGACAGUUUUCCUGUCAACCGUGUCAGAAGAACGGGAUUAGAGAUGAAAGAGAACAGGAACGGAGGGACUGAGAAAGGAAAGAAAGAAUGGAGGGGUCGACAAACAGGUCAUGUCCCAACUAUUAUCCUGGCUCUGGCGUUAGUCAUUAGCGUAGCAGUGACAGUGAAGACCUCAGGGGGAUCGAUUGUGAGGACAGAUUCACUUGUGUUCCAUGGGCAGCAGCACUAGUAGUUUGUAUAGUGCGCUGGCGAAGACCAUCAGCAGCCCUGCUCUCUCUCAGCCGUGUGGCUCUGGGUACAAUCCAAAUAGCGACCUGGAUUUGCAUCAGGACCCGGUGGACCCUUUGGAGCUGCUGCGAGAAUGUAAAGAGGUUCUGAGAAACCGGCCAGCGCGACUGCAUAGAACCUUCGUUCAGACCGGGCAUUGGGACUCGAGGCAGAUGCAGAUCAGAGUUAUGCAGUGGAAUGUACUUGCACAAGCUCUCGGUGAAGGCAUGGACAGUUUUGUGAAGUGCCCCCUGGAUGCUCUGAACUGGCCUGAACGAAAGUAUUUGAUCCAGGAGGAGAUCCUGACCUACAAACCUGACAUCCUGUGUCUACAGGAAGUGGAUCACUACUUUGACAUGUUUCAGCCCAUUCUGGCUAGUUUAGGCUACCAGAGCAGUUUCUGCCCCAAACCGUGGUCCCCGUGUCUGGAUGUCGAGAACAACAAUGGCCCUGAUGGCUGUGCUCUGUUCUUCAACCACAAACGCUUCCAGUUGAUAAACACGACGAACCUACGACUGUCUGCCAUGAUGCUUAAGACUAAUCAGGUAGCGAUCGUCGCUACGCUGCGUUGCCAAGCAACGGGACGGGCUUUCUGUGUCGCCGUAACGCAUCUGAAGGCACGGAGCGGGUGGGAGGUCCUACGUAGCGCGCAAGGGUCGGAUCUCCUGCUGAACCUGAGGAACAUUGCACAGAGUGUGGGCACUGAAGAAAACGCAAACUCUGACGUUCCUCUGAUAGUAUGUGGUGAUUUUAAUGCAGAGCCAACAGAGGACGUCUACAGGAAUUUUGCAACAUCUAGUCUCGGAUUGGACAGUGCAUACAAGCAUCUGAGCACGGACGGAAAAACAGAGCCACUUUACACAACGUGGAAGAUCCGCCCAAGCGGGGAGAGCUGCCACACGCUGGAUUACGUGUGGUAUUCACACAGAGCGUUUCAUGUUCACGCAGUUUUGGACUUUCCUACAGCAGAACAAAUCGGACCAAACAGGCUGCCUUCUUAUAACUACCCAUCAGAUCACCUCUCGCUCGUCUGUGACUUAAGCUUUAAGGAUUUGACGCCUGUUUACUAAUAAAUCAACAGUUCAGACUUAAUAGUUGUUUCGCAAGAUGUUUAACAAGUUGCGCGCAACUUGGCAAUGUUUCUACAUGUUCUGUGUUGUUUUAUAAAUAAUACUUGAUGCAGUAAGUGCAUUCUUAAAGGGACGGUUCACACAAAAUAAACGUUCUGUCAUUAUUGAUUUCUCAUAUUAAAUCCAACUUUUUGUCAAAUUUUGCUAAAUACUUUGUUGUUCCACAAACACAAAGUAAAUGAUGACUGUUUUUAUUUUGGGUGACAUAUUCCUUUUUUGUAUGCACCUGACAUUGAGAAUGUAGGUUUAAAUACAAAAAAAACUUUUUCAGGUAAAACUUGAUUCAAUUCAUCUUCAGAUAUGAUUGAACUUGAUGAAGCUUAUGUGCGUCCAACAAAUGCGUUGUUGUAUUCCUGUUGCAGACUUAAAGUAAUAAAUAAAACCAAAUAGUUUGAUCAAAAGUAAUACGUCUUGUU